Molecule: messenger RNA, 1318 nt
Organism: Fragaria vesca subsp. vesca
Lineage: Eukaryota; Viridiplantae; Streptophyta; Magnoliopsida; Rosales; Rosaceae
Product: palmitoyl-monogalactosyldiacylglycerol delta-7 desaturase, chloroplastic-like
Exons: 8
Coding region: 224-1015 (263 amino acids)
Biological process (GO): lipid metabolic process
Cellular component (GO): endoplasmic reticulum membrane
Molecular function (GO): oxidoreductase activity, acting on paired donors, with oxidation of a pair of donors resulting in the reduction of molecular oxygen to two molecules of water
Source: RefSeq, a predicted model, not a curated record
CAUCGACUCGCCUCCUCCACUCCCUCCAGGCCCUCCAGUCCUCCACGACCACGGCUCCACCAUUUACCUCCGUUAAGCCCUCCGUGGCUCCCUAAAGCGGAAGAGCUAUGAAGUAAGAACUUGGUUGGAUUCCCAUUAUUUUCACUGGUUCUCCGCUCUCAGGUCAAGCUGUGCUAGAAAUGCUUGAUUCGGAUCAUUGGCUGGUGGAGUUUUGGGGGAGGGAAUGGAACUUCGUGGACAUGGUGUAGCCGUAACCCUUUCGUUUCAUAGGAAUCUCUCCCACAGAAGCUUCAAGCUUCCCAGAUGGCUUGAGUACUUCUUUGCCUAUUGUGGGGUUCUAUCACUUCAGAGAAGUCCACUUGAUUGGGUGAGCGUACACAGAUCCCACCAUCAGUUUACAGACACAGUGAAAGACCCUCAUAGUCCAGUUAGAGGAUUCUGGUUUAGUCAUAUUGGUUGGACACUCGAUUACCAUGGUCGAAAUGGAAAUUAUGGACCACGACUAAGUAAUGUUGGAGAUUUGAAAAGACAACCAUACUACAUAUUUCUUCAUUACACAUACCCUCUUCAUAAUACUGGUCUCGGAGUUCUAUUGUAUUUUAUCGGAGGAAUGCCGUUUUUGGUUUGGGGAAUGGGAGUGAGGACGGUACUCUUUCUCCAUGCAACAUUUGGAAUAAAUUCAAUUUGCCAUACAUGGGGACAACAAGUAUGGGAAACUGGUGAUUUAUCUAGAAACAAUUGGUUGAUUGGAUUGCUGGCACACGGAGAAGGUUGGCAUAACAAUCACCAUGCUUUCCAGCACUCAGCCCGCCACGGCUUGGAAUGGUGGCAAAUUGAUGUUACUUGGUAUGUCAUUAGAUUUCUUGAACUUGUGGGUUUGGCAACAGAUGUGAAGCUUCCAACUGAGACUCAGAAGAAACAAAGAGCUUUAAGCAACAAGAUGAUCCACCAGGGAAAGCAGCAGCAGCAGCUUGAAACAAAUGAAGUUCCAAAAUGGCAAGCUUUGAAAGACUAAGAUCACCAUGGGAUGGAUCUAUAUAUAAGUACUAGGUUUAAAGUAUGCUUGGAUUCUUGAAUUGUUAAGAUAUCGCGAUCAUGGUGUUUGUCUGCUUUGUUCUUUGUGAUAUGUAUGUCAACAAUAAUUAAUUUUGGUGAUAUUACUGUUAAUUUGUCUUUUGAGUGAGAGCAAUAUUACUGUUAUACAUGUGGGUAAUUUAUGAUGUGGAUAUCGUGUAAAAAGUGAAGCUGCUGUAAGGAAUAUUAUCCAUUUGAUGCAUAUGCCAAAUGUGAAUAAAGCUCGUCCUCAUGUUUUAUGUGC